Dovyalis caffra is the source of this 250-nucleotide messenger RNA. NCBI's taxonomy places the organism in Eukaryota, Viridiplantae, Streptophyta, Magnoliopsida, Malpighiales, Salicaceae. The record is from the annotation of a GenBank genome assembly.
UAAAUUUGAAACCACGAAAAUACCGAAAGAGGAAGUCCAAGUUCAAUGGGAACCAAGGAAGAUGGCACUAAGAGGGGAAAAAAGCCCCGAGAAGACCGAAACAUUUUGUUUGCCUAUCGAAGAGGUCGUGCAAAUUAUUCUUUGUCUAACAGAAGAAUCUGUAGCCAAUGGCAGAGUAGAAAAGGUCUUGCGUUACAAAUGGAAGAAAGUUCUACUAAUUGGAAUUGAAGAAACGAGAUCGCUUAUUGAA